GCUAAACAACGUUACAAAUUUAAAACCCUCAAACGCAAACUCCUCUGCACCGCCAUACCGAAAUCGCACGGCAAGCAUUGACACAGAUUCUUGGGUUCUACUCGCACAGAGAGAGAAAGAGCAUACGAGUAUCCAAGCUCUCUAGGGUUUUUGGCCUUGUAGAAUACCUAAAGAUGGGGAAGAACGAGAAAACGGGGCUAGGAAGGGCCCUCGUGAAGCACCACAACCAGAUGAUCCAACAGUCCAAAGAUAAGGGCCGCUUCUACAACAGCCAGCACAAGAAGGUCCUCGAAUCCGUCACUGAAGUCAACGACAUUGAAGCUGUUAUCGAGCAGGCCGACGAGGCCGCCCGCCUCUUCUCUGCCGACAACCCUAUCCCCAACCUCCUCGUUGACCCAGACUCAAGCUCUAGCAUCAGUCAAAUGACACCUAAAGAAAGGAGAGAUCAACAAAAGAAAGAGGAGGCAUUGCAUGCCAGCAGUCUUCGUGUUCCACGCAGGCCACCAUGGAACGCUAAAAUGUCUGCGGAAGAGCUAGAUGCAAAUGAAAGACGAGCCUUUUUAGUUUGGCGUCGCAGCCUUGUGAGACUUGAGGAGAAUGAGAAGCUUGUUCUUACUCCAUUUGAGAAGAACCUAGAUAUUUGGAGACAGCUUUGGCGGGUGCUUGAGCGCAGUGAUCUGCUCGUGAUGGUGGUUGAUGCAAGGGACCCACUUUUCUAUCGUUGCCCUGAUCUUGAGGAAUAUGCACGAGAAAUUGAUGAGCACAAAAGAACUUUACUUCUUAUUAACAAAGCAGAUCUUUUGCCAUCUUCUAUCAGAGACAAGUGGGCAAAAUAUUUUCGCCUUCAUGGGAUUCUUUUUGUAUUCUGGUCAGCUAGGGCUGCUUCUGCCGCUCUUGAAGGAAAAAAACAUAGAUUUCCAUUGGAGAUGCAGAAUGACCUGCAAGAGUUUGAUGAUGCUCAUACGAAGAUAUACAGCAGGGACGAGCUGUUGGCCCGUUUACAGUCUGAAGCAGAGGAGAUAGCAAUGACAAGGAGGAAAUCAUUCUCCAAUCAUGUUCAUUCACCUGGUGAAAAUGCCGCACCAAAUACAGCAUCUGGAAGUGUGAUUGUGGGAUUUGUGGGGUACCCUAAUGUGGGGAAAAGCUCAACAAUCAACGCUUUGGUUGCAGAGAAGCGUACAGGCGUCACCUCAACUCCAGGGAAGACAAAGCAUUUUCAGACGUUGAUAAUAUCUGAUGAACUAACGCUUUGUGACUGUCCUGGAUUAGUAUUCCCAUCCUUCACAAGCUCAAGAUAUGAGAUGAUUGCUUCUGGUGUUUUACCAAUUGAUCGAAUGACUGAGCACAGGGAGGCUGUGCAGGUUGUGGCAAACCGAAUUCCUAGGCAUAUAUUUGAGAAUGUUUAUAAAAUCACUCUUCAAAAACCCAAGCCAUAUGAACCACAAUCUCGGCCCCCUUUGGCAUCGGAAUUAUUGAGAUCAUAUUGUGCCUCUCGUGGCUAUGUUGCCUCCAGCGGACUGCCUGAUGAAACAAGAGCCGCUCGGCAAAUUUUGAAGGAUUACAUCGAUGGCAAGUUGCCUCACUUUGAAAUGCCUCCCGGAAUGUCAAAUGAUGAUAAUACUGGAUUGGAGGUUGCAGCCGUACCUAGCUCGUCCCACGCCCAUGAAUCAGAUUCAUCCGAUACUGAAAACCCUACAGACAGUGAAGAUGAGAGUGCACCUAAUCUAGAGCAUGUACUGAAUGAUUUGAAUUCUUUUGAUAUGGCAAAUGGACUAGCUUCCAGGAAGGAUACUGUUAAGAAAAAACCUGCAAAUGCUUCCCAUAAACAGCAUAAGAAGCCUCAGAAGAAAAAGGACCGCUCGUGGAGGGUCCGGAAUGAUGAUGCUGACGGAAUGCCAGUUGUGAAAGUCUUUCAUAAACCAGUGAAUACAGGUCCUUUGAAGGUUGGCUAGGUCCGUCCCACGUUGAGCACUAUCUUCUCCAGAUGGUUCCUUGGGUGGAUCCUGCAAAUUCUCUACUUGGCUGCUGCUGUUGUCUGGUUUGGCUAUUGGUAUGCCUGCAUCUACCUCUCUACUUGUUUCGCAGUGAAUGGAUGCAUUUAUGUAUUCUUUUCCCCUUCUUGUUGCCUAGGGGCUUAAUGGCAUAAACUUAUCAUGGUUCAUAGUUUUGCAUACAACUGAUUUGUCGUAUCUCACCUAUACAUGGAAUCUGCUACACGUUCAUGUGACAAUAGCAUGUGUAGCCUCCCUCGUUAAUGUUGCAUGCCCUUUUUAUACCAAACAUCUAGGAAACAACCUUUAUGCGGAUUAUUUUGUCCCUAGUGCACCAUGCUCUGCGAGUAUCGGGAAGGGUUUUAAGACUUUGCCUCUAAAAUUGAUUGUAAAUAGUCCUUGUCUUGGCUAGUUAUGGUUGAAAAUUGAGGCAAUAUGUUACUUUUGCUGGAGGGCUGACUGAAAUUGUUUUAUGCAAACAAUCAAUUGCUGCCAUUUGUGAUUUGUUUUUC
Diospyros lotus (date-plum) is the source of this 2503-nucleotide messenger RNA. RefSeq names its product GTPase LSG1-2. Gene Ontology annotation, cellular component: cytosol. The coding region runs from base 174 to 1952 and encodes 592 amino acids. The transcript has 7 exons. Lineage: Eukaryota; Viridiplantae; Streptophyta; Magnoliopsida; Ericales; Ebenaceae. The record is from RefSeq and is a predicted model, not a curated record. Gene Ontology annotation, molecular function: GTP binding; GTPase activity.